UGUUCCCCGCGUCGCCUCUCCCUCCCGGCCCGGGUCUAAUGGAGGGCCCCGUAAGGAUUUGCCACCAGAAGAAUGCGUCUCGCUCCUGAUUCCGCCAACGGCUCGCAGCUUUUUUCGCCCCAGCGAGAGAGGUUUGCAGAACGUGUCGGACAACACGGCUGCUGACAGGGGUCGAAGUGCACCAUGGACAGUGGCCUAAGGGUCCUCCUGUCCACUGUGCUGUGUCUCAGCCAGUCUCUGCUCAUCAGCUGCUCAUCUCAGUACCCGUUCUUCAGCUCCGAACCCGCCUCCCUGGUUCAGAGUCGAGGCUCCGUAGCUCGCCUGCGCUGCUCAGUGAAUCCUCCGUCAGCCUCCGUGUCCUGGCGCUUCCGAGGUCGUCCCCUGGACCAGGACGCCCUGCCGGAUGUGGAGCUCAGCGGAGGCUCCCUCACCAUCUCCUCCCUUCAGCCAAGCCACGCUGGCGCCUAUCAGUGUGUGGCACGCUUCGACCACGGGCCGGCCAUCGCCAGUCGCCUGGCUCGUGUUGACAUAGCAGAAAUUUCCGAAUAUGAAGCCGGCAGACGACGGUCGUUGUCGGUGCAGGAAGGAAGCCCGGUCCUCAUAGAGUGUCCCCUGCCGCACAGCGUCCCUGCAGCACGACCCAGACUCCGAGUCCGAGGGGAGUGGAUGGAAGCUUCCACAGGUGAUUAUUUAGUUCUCCCGUCUGGAAACCUUCAGAUUGUCUCGGCCUCGGUCCAGAACCAGGGGAUGUACAAGUGUGGAGCGUUAAACCCGAUCACCGGAGAAACCGUCCUCCAGCCUCACGGUACCAAGUUAUCAGUGAAACAUUUAGACGCCCCCCCCUCCUCCUCCUCCUCCUCCUCCCCGGUGCGGAUAGCCUACCCCACCGCCCCCAUGACGGUUGAGGUGCUGCAGUCGCGGCCUCUGACGCUGGAGUGUGUCGUGGCUGGUCGUCCUGCACCGGCGGCCAAAUGGUUGAAGGACGGUAAGGAGGUGUCACCGGGGCCUCGUCGCCAGCAGCAGCACAACAACCUGGCGUUUGCGACGGUGACGAGGAGCGACGAAGGGCGGUACACCUGCGCGGCUGAGAGCGAGCAGGGGGGCGUGGUCAGCGCCAACUACACGGUGACCGUCCUCGAGCCGGUGUCUGUCCUCCAGGGUCUGACGGACCAGCUCGUCUCUCCCGGCUCCAGUGCUUACUUCACCUGCGCGGCGAAGGGAAGCCCCCCCCCCAACAUCACGUGGCUGUUCAACGCCGAUCCCAUCACGCCGUCACGCCGCUUUCAGAUCUCUGGAUCCUCAUUGGUUAUUACCGACGUGACACCACAGGAUGUAGGCGUUUACCAGUGUGUGUUGGACAACGGGAUCGGGUCGGCACAGUCACAGGGAAUGAUGACAACGCAGUCAGAUCCGCAGCCGGAGGUGUCGCCCUCCCUCCAUCCCAUGCAGAGCGACGAGGGCCGGGACGAGGACUCGGUCAACGCGCCGGCCGACCGGAGCAGCAGCGACCGUCCCACCCCAGACGCACCGAUCAUCACCAGCCCGCCGCAGACCCACAAGCCCGACAUCUACGACCUGGAGUGGAGGUCGGGGCGGGACGGAGGCAGUCCAAUCGUUGCCUAUUUUGUCAAAUACCGUAAAGUCGAUGAGAUGGGAACAGUGGUGGGGAGCUGGCAGACGGUUCGAGUCCCUGGCAGCGAGAAGACCCUGCGGCUGUCGGAGCUGGAGUCCACCAGUCUGUACGAGGUGCUGAUGGUGGCUCGGAGCACCGCGGGCGAGGGCCAGCCCGCCAUGCUCACCUUCCGCACGGGCAAAGAGAAAAGCACCACCGCCGUGAAGACCGCGUCCAAACCUCCCGUCGUCCUGAUGCCCCCCAAAGCCCCGGAGGACAAAACCCCCAACACGCACUUCGGAGUCAUCAUCCACGACAGAGUGCCCGAGGCCCCCGAUCGCCCGACCAUCUCAAUGGCGACUGAAAGUUCGGUGUAUGUCACAUGGGUCCCGAGGGCCAAUGGAGGCUCGCCAAUCACGGCCUUCCGUGUGGAAUACCGCCGCGGCCGCGUGGCAGAGUGGGUCGUGGCUGCCGAUAACAUCUCACCGCUCAAACUGUCCGUGGAAGUUCGCAACCUGGAGCCUGGCUCCAACUACAAGUUUCGGGUUGCGGCCAUGAACAUGUACGGCGAGAGCCCCCACAGCAUCCCCUCCAAGCCCUACCAGGUGCCCCAGGCCAGCCCGCGCAUCACGGACCGCCCCGUGGUCGGACCCCACAUCUCCUCCACGGACGCCAUCAGUGACACACAGAUCAUGCUGCGCUGGACUUAUAGUCCCACGAGUAACAACAACACUCCGAUCCAAGGUUUCUACAUCUACUACCGACCCACUGACAGCGACAACGACAGCGACUACAAAAGAGAUGUGGUGGAAGGUGUGAAACCCUGGCACAUGAUUGGUCACCUCCAGGCCGAGACCUCCUACGAUAUCAAGAUGCAGUGCUUCAACGACGGCGGGGAGAGCGAGUACAGCAACGUCAUGAUCUGCGAGACCAAAGCACGUCAGACCCCGGGCUCGCCCAGCCAGCACCCCGUCACCCCACCCGGGGCUCCUCCACAGGAGACGCCCAGCCCCCCCGGCGGCCUGCUGUACCUGAUUGUGGGCUGCGUCCUGGUGGUGAUGGUGCUCAUCCUGCUGGCUUUCAUCGCCAUGUGCCUGUGGAGGAACCGUCAGCAGAACAACAUGCACAAGUAUGACCCUCCUGGCUACCUGUACCAGCCAGCGGAGAUGAACGGCCACGUUCUCGAGUACACCACGCUGCCCGGCUCGAGCCGCAUCAAUGGCGGCGUCCACGGCGGCUACGGACACAACGGCCCCGUGAUGCCCCAGGGCUGCCACCACCUCCACCACAAACUCCCCAACGGCUUGGCGCUGCUCAACGGCUCCGGUGGCCUGUUCUCGCCCGGCCACCCACACGGCCACGAUGGCACGCUGCCCCACGGCACCAGAGACUGCGAGCUCUCGCACCCGCACCACCACCACAACGGCGGAGGAAUCUACACAGCUCUGCCCCAAUCGGAGUCGUCUGAUUGUAUGAGCUGUCAGAACCUCUGCAAUAACAACAGAUGUUACAACAAGACCAACGGCUCGUACUCCAGUGGCACGCUGCCUCUGAUGCACCGCGGGGCGCCGUGCCAGCAGGACGGGCUGGAGAUGGUGCCUCUGGGCCAGGUCUCCUCCCCGUGCCACGGCCCCGGCAGCCAGACGAGCUCCGGCGAGCAGGAGGCGGAGGACGAGCACCGGGGGGAGUCGCCCUCGCAGCGUUCCUGCUGUCUGAUCGGGAGCAAUGAAAACUGUCCGGCAGACAACACUGCGGAGGAGGAGCUGGAGUGCGAGGACCUGGACGGGCCGGUGCUGUGCUGGGAGAGUCUGGGCCUGCCGGACCUGGACUGUGACGAGAAGCCCGGGUGGAUCUCCAGCAGCAGCCUGGCAGGAGAGCUGAUCCAGCCGGGCCCACAGGAGGUCUGAACGCAGCCCACACACCAGUACACCCCCCACCCCCCCCCUCUGUGGUGGAACCAGACGGAAAGAGAGAAAGAGAAAGAGAGAGCUGUGGAAAUAUCCCAGUGCAGCGUGAGAGGACCAGCGUUGGGACAGUCAGCGACACUGUGUGUUACGGUGACAAGGACAGAAAACUGAUGACAGCGACUUUGGGGAAAAGAGACAAAGAGGACAAAAGAGGACGGACGGAGAAAAAAGACUGUGUCCCACCGGAGGGAAGAGACUCUCAUACAAGAUCCCCCCCCCCCACAAAAAAACUCUUUAGAUGACUUAUUUAUUUUUUUGUAGUAGAAAACUAUUAUUUCAUAUGAAUGUAUCUGUUUUAAAGAAAAAAAGUUUGUCUUUUAUAUUAUUUAUGCCAUGUGGAUGAGAAAUACUGUUUAUUUUUGUGGUUCUGUCGCCCGAGCGCGGCCGUUAGCAACUGUCCCUGUAAAAAGUUUUGUAAUAAUAUAAAGAGAAGAUAUGGAAGAGUAAAGCACGUCCUACUUUGAUGUCU
This is a messenger RNA of Pleuronectes platessa (European plaice), 4048 nucleotides long. It is a transcript of the gene cdon, whose product is annotated as cell adhesion associated, oncogene regulated. The transcript is spliced from 19 exons. NCBI's taxonomy places the organism in Eukaryota, Metazoa, Chordata, Actinopteri, Pleuronectiformes, Pleuronectidae. Gene Ontology annotation, biological process: nervous system development; cell-cell adhesion; axon guidance. Gene Ontology annotation, cellular component: axon; plasma membrane. Gene Ontology annotation, molecular function: protein binding. The record is from RefSeq and is a predicted model, not a curated record. The coding region runs from base 184 to 3519 and encodes 1111 amino acids.